AUGCUGCCGCCGCCUCCUGCCGAGCUGCCCGCGGGCCUCGUGCCGUGCAUCCUCCCGUUGCCGCCCCCGUCCUCUCCUUGUUCCGAUCUGGAUCGGGAUCCGCCGCCGCCGAGGACGACGCUGGCCUGCUCUGCCAAGGGAUGUAGCGUGCUCAAGGCUGGUCCGGCGAUGCCCCCCAGCGAGCCAGCUGCGCCCACGUUCGCGUCGCUCCCCGCGGCUGCUUCGACUCCGCAGUCCACCUCCUCGGCUUCCGCCGCCGUUGUGCUAGCCUCGGCUGCCUUGGCCUUCCGCAGGGCCGACCUGGCCAUUGGAGGUCGCGCUCGCCACCUGCCAAGUUCCGUGACGACGGCUGCUACGGAGCCGCUGCCCGUCGUCCCUCCAGCAGCUGCCAGUCUUCCUCUGCACCCGGCGCCUGUUCCAGAUCGGGAGAAGAUAGUUUGUGUCACGGCGUCGGCCCCGUCGGACCUGCUGCUCGAUGCUACCAGUACCCUCCAUGACGCCUGCGCUGGGGUGAAGACGACCAUGCCGUCCUCCUGUGCGGCAGCAUUGACCGCCCCCGUAGGCGCUGAUUCCGGCGAGGCUCGAAGAACCGACGACUGGUGCAACGACGAGAAGACACCAGAGAAGUUGGGCUCUCCUCUGCCUGGUCCGUCUUCAGCGUCGGCAUGCAACGACCUCUCUGCUGCUGCCGCCUAUUAG
Messenger RNA from Aegilops tauschii subsp. strangulata, 699 nucleotides. The record is from RefSeq and is a predicted model, not a curated record. NCBI's taxonomy places the organism in Eukaryota, Viridiplantae, Streptophyta, Magnoliopsida, Poales, Poaceae.